Molecule: messenger RNA, 4846 nt
Organism: Acomys russatus (golden spiny mouse)
Lineage: Eukaryota; Metazoa; Chordata; Mammalia; Rodentia; Muridae
Gene: Stk11ip
Product: serine/threonine kinase 11 interacting protein
Exons: 24
Coding region: 247-3486 (1079 amino acids)
Biological process (GO): intracellular protein localization
Cellular component (GO): cytoplasm
Source: RefSeq, a predicted model, not a curated record
CCGGGGCGGGAUUUCCUGUGCUUUAAGGAGUCUGGCUGCAAAAGUGGUUGGAGUGCCGAUCGCGCGGGUCCAUGGGCUCCCGAGGCCCUAUGUUUGUGGAAAGGGGGUCCGAGAGGACGUUCCUUACUUUUUCCGUCGCGCGACGCCUUCAUUUGCGCGAAAGCUCUGGGCUUUUGUCGCCACCGCCCACCUGAGGCUCUUCCGCUUCCCCUUUUUCCCAGGCUCCGCCCCCAGCGUCCCGUGGCUAUGACGACCGCUCCGCGGGAUUCAGUGGUGUGGAAGCUCGCCGGACUGUUGCGGGAGUCGGGGGAUGCUGUCCUCUCUGGCUGUAGCACACUGAGCCUGCUGACACCCACACUGCAACAGCUGAACAGAGUGUUGGAACUGUACCUGGGACCAUGGGGCCCAGGCCAGUCAGGCUUUGUGGCUCUUCCCUCCCACCCUGCCGACUCACCCGCCAUUCUCCAGCUUCAGUUCCUCUUCGACGUGCUGCAGAAGACACUGUCACUCAAGCUGGUCCACAUCCCUGGUGUUGGCUCUCCAGGGCCCAUCAAGAUUUUCCCCUUCAAGUCCCUUCGGCAGCUGGAGCUUCGAGGAAUCCCCAUCCACAGCCUGCAUGGCCUCCGGGGUGUCUACUCACAGCUGGAGUCUCUGGUUUGCAGCAGGAGCAUCCAGGCACUAGAGGAGCUCCUGUCGGCCUGCGGUGGUGACCUCUGCUCUGCCCUCCCCUGGCUAGCUUUGCUUUCUGCCAACUUCAGUUACAAUGCACUCAGCAACUUAGACAGCUCCCUGCGUCUCCUGUCAGCUCUACGCUUCCUCAACCUGAGCCACAAUCAUAUCCAGGACUGCAAAGGCUUCCUGAUGGAUCUAUCUGAACUGUGUCAUUUGGACAUCUCCUAUAACCACCUGUGCUCAGUGCCAAGAAUGGGACCUUCAGGGGCUGCUCUGGGGACUUUGAUACUGCGAGCCAAUGAGCUUCGGAGCCUUCAGGGUCUUGAGCAGCUGAGGAACCUGCGGCACCUUGAUGUGGCCUAUAACCUUCUAGAAGGACACAUGGAGCUGUCACCACUGUGUCUGCUGGCCGAGCUCCGUAAGCUCUAUCUGGAAGGUAACCCUUUGUGGUUCCACCCUGCACAUCGAGCAACCACUGCUCAGUACCUGUCGCCUCGGGCCAGGGAGGCUGCUCCCGGUUUCCUGCUUGAUGGCGAGGUUUUAUCACUGAAGGAUCUUCAGACUUCAGAAUCUUCAGGCCUUGGUCCCAUGGCCCAACCUCCGUCCUGGCCAGUUGGGAGUACCCCUGAAACCUCAGGCGGCCCUGAGCUGAGUGAUAGCCUCUCCUCUGGAGGCAUUGUGGCCCAGGCCCCACUUCGUAAGGUUAAAAGCCGAGUCCGUGUGAGGCGGGCUAGCAUCUCUGAGCCCAGUGACACAGACCCAGAGGUCCGAACUCUGGACCCCUCCCCGGCUGGAUGGUUUGUGCAGCAACACCGUGAACUGGAGAUACUGACCAGCUUCCGGGAGCGGUUUGGCUGUGACUGGCUACAGUAUAGGAGCCACCUGGAGACUUUGGGGAGCCCCCCUCUUACCACCACCAAGACUCCUGCCCUCAGCACCCUUCCGCUGGAUGCCCAGAGCCUGGAGACUGCAUGCAGCCCUCCAGCCACAGGGGAAGGCACCAAGGAAUCCCCACGGAAGGUGUCAGAGGACAGCAAGGUGGAACCAGAGCCCCAUGAAGAAGAGAGGGAAGAACGGGAUGAUGAAGAGCCAUCGAGAGAGGACCUAGAGGAGGAAGAGGAGCAGGAGCAGAAGGAAGUGGAAGCCGAGCUCUGUCGUCCCAUGUUGGUGUGUCCCUUGCAGGGGCUUGGGGGCGUGCAGGACAAGGAGUGCUUUCUCCGAGUCACUUCUGCCCACGUGUUUGAAGUGGAACUCCAAGCAGCUCGGACUCUGGAGCGGCUGGAGCUACAGAGCCUGGUGGCAGCUGAGCUAGAGUCAGAGACUGGGACCGAAGGAGAGCCAGUAUCUGAGGGCUCAGGUCCACCCCUUGGAGCUCCGGUUCUUGUCCUGCGCUUUUCCUACAUUUGUUCUGACCGGCAGUUACGUCGCUAUGCUGUCCUGGAGCCUGAGGCCCACGAGGCCAUCCAGGAGCUACUGGCUGUGCUGACUCCAUUCACCAAUGUGAAAGAGCAGCGGCCUGAGGAGGUCAAGGACGCACAGGGGCCCAGAUUCCAGUGUCUGCGCUGCAGCUGUGAGUUCAAGCCAGAGGAGCCCAGGUUGGGACUGGAGAGUGAAGAAGCUGGAAGCCGGAAGCCUCUGUUUCAAAGUACAGAAUCUCCUAUUGUAUGUCCGAACUGUGGGAGUGACCAUGUGGUUCUCCUGGCUGUGUCUGGAGAAGUCUCUAGUAGAGAGCAGAGCCAGGAAGACAAAUCACCAGAUUCUUCCUGGUCCCCUGACCCCACCUGUGACCUUGCUGACCACAGUGGUCAUCCCAGUGCGUCUGAUGGCAUUUCACCUCAGGCAUCCACAUCCCAUGGCCGUAGCAGCUGGAGCCUCAGCCCAACCCCUGGACGCUCUGGUCUUCGUUCUGUGGACCACCGACUCCGGCUCUUCCUGGAUGUUGAGGUGUUCAAUGACUCUGAGGAGGAGUUCCAGUGCUGCACUAAGGUGCCAGUGGUGUUAGCAGGCCACCCGGGGGAGUUUCUUUGCCUUGUGGUUGUGUCUGACCUCAGGCUUUACCUGUUGAAGGUGACAGGGGCCAUCAGUGGGCCUCCUGCUAACUGGCUCCAGCCCAUCCUGGCCAUUCCUCUGCACGAUCUGAGUAGCAUGGAGCUUGGCCUCGCAGGCCAGAGCCUUCGGCUGGAGUGGGCGGCUGGGACUGGAAGCUGUGUGCUACUGCCCCGAGAUGCUGGCCAAUGCCGCGCCUUCCUUGAGGAGCUCACUGGUGUUUUGCAGUCUCAGCCUCGCACACAGAGGAACUGCAUCAGUGCAACAGAGGAGGAAGUGACCCCACAGCAUCGGCUCUGGCCAUUGCUGGAAAAAGAUUCUUCUGCAGGGGUACCCCAGUUUUUCUACCUUCGGGCCUUCCUGGCUGAAGGCUCCUCUACCUGCCCGGUGUCCCUGUUGAUGACGUUGUCCACCCUCUACCUGGUAGAUGAAGACCCUGCAGGGUCCCAGACACAAUCCCCACUCCCAGUGGUGUCUGAUGAAGCCUCUGAGCAGCCCGCUGCUCCGGAGCCAGGGCCUUCCAUGCACGUCAGGGAACAGCAGGCACUCAGCAGUCUGAGCUCUGUGCAGCUGUAUCGCACAAGCCCUUUGGACUUGCGGCUGAUCUUCUAUGACGAGGUGUCUCGACUGGAGAGUUUCUGGGCACUCCGUGUCGUGUGUGGGGAGCAGCUGACAGCCCUGCUGGCCUGGAUCCGGGAGCCCUGGGAAGAACUGUUUUCCAUUGGACUCCGGACCGUAACCCAGGAGACUCUAGACCUCGACAGAUGAGGCGCCUACAGUGAGCUGAGCUUGCACUGACUCAGGAGUUGCAGAAACCCCUUCCCCUGGUCUCCGGGUCUGUCUGCUUGCCUAGCUGCGGUGGGCCACUGCCUAGAGCGACCCCAGAAGAGAUGACCCAGAGCUUAAGAGAAGGACACAAUCAUGAGCUGGCCCUUGGGUGACCUGCCUAGUAGAACAGGCUAAGUGGUCAGUGAAAACAUCUUUCCGGCACUUUCUCUCAGGUAUCAGUAAAGUUGUUCCAUGUCAGGUGUCAUGGCUGGUACAUGGAAAUGCCUCCCAUAAAGCCUGCCACCCCUCAAUCUCUUCCUGGAAGUAACCUUGUUUGCACUAUGAGACCUGUCUCCAGUCCUGUUCUGUCAAAGUAGGACUAGUGACCCUGAUGCCCCCAGUCCUCAAGGGGAUUGUGACCUAUCAUGUGGCCUUCCUUGCAUGAGAUCACUGCCAGUCAAAUAGCUGGACCUCUUUAGAUUUUUUGCCACUCUUUUUGAGACAGGGUCUCACUCUGAAAUUUUGGCUGGCCUGGAACUUGGUAUGUAGACCAGGCUGGUCAUGAACUCACAGAGACCUGCCUGUUUCUGCCUUCUAAGUGCUGGGAUUAAACACAUGAGCCAUCAGUUGUGAGAGAAUUGUGACCCUCCCCCGCCCUCCCCGACCCCAAAGUUUACAUUUUAAAUAGAGACCUGUAAUAAAAAGUGAGAUAUUGUCGUUGCCGACUCUGUAAGUCACCUCUGGAGCCAAACAUUGUACCUGUCCAAAAAUACCAAUGAGUAUACAUGUGUAUGUACACAUUUCCCCUAAAAAUGACUAGUUAGUUCAGCUGUUCAACCAGGAGAGGGAUUCUUAGAGUUAGUUUCUCCUAAGCAGUGCCCUGUCUGGUCUGGUGGGAGGCGGAGGAGGAAAUGCUGUGUCUUGGGACUGACCAGUGGGAGGUGCCGCUGGAACAGCUGUCCUCCGGUAAGGUCUGCAGCAGAUCCAGACAGGCCUGGUGGGAGGCUCACAGAGCCAUCUCACCUACUUCUGUUUUGCUCAGAGCUGCCCUGAAUUCUUAAUUGAAGUAAAUUAGAACUUCCCAAAAAUAUUAGUCUACUUUCUUAGCAGUGUGCAUGUCACCAUCCCGUCUGUCUGGAAGCAGGAAGCCGAGGAAGUCCUGACCCGCCUCCAGCCAAAAGCCACCUCCUUGCACAGAUCUCUUAGCAAGUACAUCCCUAGAAACGGGUCACAGUACAGACGGGACAGAAUCUCCAGUCACUUAGGCUGACUUGCAAGGAAGCAUAAGUAGGCCUGGGGAGUCAGGUCAAUUCUUUGUGCUUCUAGUUUCUGGAAACUUCUUCGUUUAGCAAUAGCAGUC